Knipowitschia caucasica is the source of this 1335-nucleotide messenger RNA. Lineage: Eukaryota; Metazoa; Chordata; Actinopteri; Gobiiformes; Gobiidae. The record is from the annotation of a GenBank genome assembly.
AUGGGGGUGCCACGCUCGCUGCUUGGACUGGCCUUGUUUUUGUGCACAUUCAAAGAGUCGGCUCAGGGUCCCAACGAGCAGCGGCUGUAUGAAGAGCUCAUGAGAAACUACAGCCCUCUGGUGCGACCCGUGCAGAACGACUCGGACACCCUCACCGUGCAGUUCGGCCUCUCCCUCAUGCAGAUCAUGGACGUGGAUGAGAAGAACCAGGUCUUGACCACCAACAUUUGGCUCCAAAUGCCGGGUGAAACGGUCCAGUCUUUUGUUUUACGUCUCCGUGAGUUGUAUUGCAGGCUACGGCGGCACGACGACCCCCCCUCCGAGGCAGCCUUGAGAGAUCAGCUGCUUCUAGGACUGCGUGAAGGACCAAUGGCACAGGCGCUAAAAGUGUAUGCUCGUUGGCACCCAGAUGCAGAUUUUGCAGCGCUGCGAGAGGAGGCGCUGUUGUUGGACUCUGAAUAUGGCAGCUCUGCAUCAGAGGUAACGUGCUCCAUUGUCAAUAAUAAGUCUAGAUUUUCAAAGGAACCAUAUUCGGACUGGAAGGAGACCCUCAAGCGUGACAUAAUGGAGGAAGUGAAGGCUGAGAUGAAGGGAUUGGCACAGGAACUAAUAAGGGAGCUCAAACCUCACUUGUCACCGGUUGCAACCGCCGCAGAGCCGCCAGUAACACCCCGGAGCUACUACCGAUCCCCCCCACGCAACCAACGAGAUGAACGAGGGCACGUGCGGCUGUCUGGUGGGCGGGCCUUCACUGUCCCUCCUAACAGCGAGCUGCUUGUGUGGGGUAAAACCCGGAUGGGCCCUGACGGCGCAGACUACUGUGCCCUGGUCGAGGCACUGCCAAAUGCUGGCGAAGUGGGUGUGGCCCGAACCAUCGGAGUGGUAAGAAACGGCAGAAUCCCAAUACGUGUCUGUAACCCACAUCCUUACGGCUGGACAAUAGGCCGCUAUCAGAAACUUGGACGCCUUUACCAAAUUGAUUCUGCUGAUGUGCACGGUCCUGACGAUGUGAGCCUGUCUCUGGAGGAAGAUGGGGUGGUUGAAGUGGCCCUGGUCCACACCACACCUGACCCUGGACAACAUGGCCUCCCCGAGGAGGUGAGAAACCUAUCUAACCGAAGUGACUUGUCUGAGCAGCAGCAGGAAGAGCUUGGUGCGCUUUUGCAAAAAUGGGAGAAGGUCUUCGCAAAGCACGAUGAGGACUUCGGCCGGACCAACGCAGUACAACAUCGCAUCCACACGGGUGAUUCUGCGCCUACCAGAGAAAGGUACAGACCGCUCCCACCCUCGCUCUACAAAGAGACUGGCCUGUACCAACCACGAUCAAGCAAGUAA